Paramecium primaurelia is the source of this 1472-nucleotide messenger RNA. The record is from the annotation of a GenBank genome assembly. Lineage: Eukaryota; Ciliophora; Oligohymenophorea; Peniculida; Parameciidae.
AUGAUGGAAAUGAAAUUGAUACAGAUGGAUGCAAAAAUUGUAAAUAUUUCUGUAGAAUUGGAUGUUCUUCUUGCAAUUAUAAUAUUAAUAAAUGUUUAAGUUGUGAAUUACCUGGAUUUUUUCCACAAAAGUUUUAUUGCAAAAAUUAUUGUGGAGAUGGGUUUGUUGUAAAAGAUCCAUAUAGUAUCUAUUUUGAAGAAUGUGAUGAUGGAAAUAAAACUGAAUAUGAUGGAUGCAAUAACUUUUGUUGAUUUUAGUGUUAGCCAACAUCAAUUUGCAUAAAUUGUGUAAAUGAUCGAUGCGAAUAAUGUGCUCCUCACUAUUUGCUCUCUGAUUCCAAAAUAUGUAUUCCAAUAUGUGGAGAUUAAAUAAUAGUACCUUAUGAACAAUGUGAAGUUCCAUUUAUAUUACCCUAUAAGGGUUGUUAGAAUUGCUAAGCAAAAUGUUAAUCCUCUUGCAUUACUUGUGAUAAUACUGGACUAGGUUGUAACGCUUGUAAGAAUGGUUACAAUAGAAUUGAUAAUUUAUGUUUUUCAAUUUGUGGAGAUAAAAUAGUUACAGAAGAUGAAGAAUGUGAUGAUGGGAACUUAAAUUUUGGUGAUGGUUGUCAUUAAUGUUCUUUUAGUUGUCCUAUUUUUUGUUCAGAUUGUCGCAAGGGUGUUUGUUAUGAUUGUCAUGAAGGUUAUUAUUUACUUAAGUAUUCCUGCUUUAAAAUUUAUGAUUACUAUCCUGAUCCAAGAUGUAAUUCUUAAUGUUUGAGCUGUAGUAUCGGAGGACAUGGUUGUUCAGUAUGUUAAAGUGGAUUUUAAAAUAUUAAUGGUACUUGUACACCUAUUUGUGGAGAUAAAUUAGUUGUUGCAGAUGAAUAAUGUGAUGAUGGUAAUAUAAUAUUUGAGGAUGGAUGUCAUGUAUGUUCAAAACCUUGUUCUUGUUCGUAUUGCUUUGAGGGUAGCUGUUUUAGUUGCCCAGAUAAUCAUUUCUUAUUUAAGCAUAAAUGUUUUAACCUAGAGUAGUAUGCUAAUUUUAAGGAAACUACUAAUUUUUAAUUCUCAGACUUAAGCAUUAUUUAAACAUUCAAAAUUAAAUCUGCUUAAACUAGUAGAAUUCACCUAAAAAUUGACCAAUUUGAAAAAUAAGUUUAUAAUCAAGUUGGUCAAUAUAUAGAAAUCAUGGAUAAAGAUUAUUCAUAUAUAAAUAUUUAAAUCAUUUUCCAAUGCUCUUAGAAUAAGAAAGUUUAAAGUUAAUUUAGUAUAUCGAAUUAUGAGAAUGGAUCUAAUAAUUAAGAAAAUAUAUGGUUAAAUCAAUGCCACUAAACAGUUGAUCAUACAAUAACAUAUUCUUUUAGGUUAUAAAAAGUAGUUUUGAAAGAUGAAAUUAUGUUAAUUUAAAUUUCUGAAGAUGAGUUGAUAUUAUCAAUUCUAUUUAUACGGUCUCCAUAGAAACUGUUAUAAAUCACAUUGGUUGAUAUUUGA